Parastagonospora nodorum SN15 is the source of this 1008-nucleotide messenger RNA. RefSeq lists its product as hypothetical. The coding region runs from base 1 to 1008 and encodes 335 amino acids. The transcript is spliced from 3 exons. Gene Ontology annotation, molecular function: protein dimerization activity. The record is from RefSeq and is a predicted model, not a curated record. NCBI's taxonomy places the organism in Eukaryota, Fungi, Ascomycota, Dothideomycetes, Pleosporales, Phaeosphaeriaceae.
AUGCCGAAACCCAGCUUUCCGCCGACGCCAGCAGCAAGCCUCGACAUCACAGGCGACAGCAGCGCAAAUGCCCCUCGGUUGGAGAACGGCUUCACACUCCCUCCUGCGGCUUUGGGUGGUGGUAGAGGCAGUGUAGCUAGCUCGUCCGGACCGUCUGAAAAUGCCUCAGAUUCCUCCUACCGACCUAUCUCGCCAUCGUCCCCGGUCGCGAGCUCCAAACCUAGCCAUGCGCGGAAACGCUCCAGUACCACUGCCCAACAGGGUAGUGUCGUCACCAAAGACGAUUACUCUCUCCCCCCUCCACCAACAAGGUCUCGCAAGAUCAUCCAGAUGAAGCCGAAAGAUCAAGAACCGGCCAAGCCGGCACAGUCGCAGAACACCAAAAGUCAAGCGCCCGCAAGCACAACAAGUGGCACCAAAAGGAAACAGGCGAGCAAUACCAAUGCCGCCGGGCGCAAGAUCGCCAGGAAGACGGCGCAUAGCUUGAUCGAGCGGAGGCGGAGGUCGAAGAUGAAUGAGGAGUUUGGGGUACUCAAGGACAUGAUUCCGGCCUGCCGGGGCCAAGAGAUGCACAAGCUGGCUAUACUUCAGGCCUCGAUUGAAUACAUGCGAUACUUGGAGCAAUGCAUCUCAGACUUGAAGUCUGCGCACUCCCGUCGUGAUUCGCCCUCGUCUGUCGUAUCAGUUCCACCUCCACUCCGGCGCAUACAAGACGACGACGAGGCAGACGAAGACGACGACGAGGAUGAAGAAAUGGAAGACGCAACAUCCCCAACGCACGUCGCCAGUGCCGUUCAAAAGUCGGUGUAUACCUUCGUGAACCCCUCACCAUCGCCAGUCAUAUAUCCCUCAGACCGAACCCCGUUCUCGCUCACAUCGCCAGCACUGAAGCCUCAAGCCGAUCGCGAGGACCACGAGGCGACGGAAGCCUUGCUGAUGUUGAACACAGACCGCAGAAGCUGGAGUGGAGCUCGAGGCAUGAGUGUCAAGGACAUGCUCAGUGGAUAA